AUGCAGAGGAGAUUCAUGGUGUUGGGCUUUAACAAUUCUCGCAAUUCAGCUUAUAUGUUGGUUCCUGUGAAGUACAAAAACAGUGGAGGAAGUAGACCCAAGAAGAAAAUUUACCACAGAGUCCAUGAAUUGGACAAAGCUAUGGACUUGCAGAAGAAGCCAUCUUUAAUCUUAAGGCUGAAAUCCAUUAUCCAAUCUCAAAAACAGCAGUGUCUGCUUCUCCGUAACCUUGAAAAAGAAGUUGGGUUUGUCCAAAAAUGGAACUUUAUGUCUGUUAUUGAGAAAUACCCUUCAAUAUUUUAUGUUGGUGGUGGUAAUCAAACACCCCCAUUUGUUAGUUUGACUGAGAAAGCUGAAAGAAUUGCUAGUGAAGAAGCUAAAGCAAGGGAGUUAAUGGAACCCAUUUUGGUUAAGAACUUGAGGAAGUUGUUGAUGUUGUCAGUUGAUUGUAGAGUACCACUAGAAAAGGUUAAACUUAUUGAAUCAGAGUUGUGUUUGCCUGAUGAUUUUGACAAGUCAUUGAUUCCAAAGUACCCAGAAUUCUUUUCAGUCAAGGAUUUCAAUGGAAAAGCUUAUCUUCAUUUGGAGAAUUGGGACUCUUCAUUAGCAGUCACUGCAAGAGAGGAAAGAUUUUCAAGUCAAGGAAUUCUGGUCUCUUCUGGUGUGUAUCCAAGGAAGGUUAGAAUAUCAAAAGAUGGUAAUUUUGUUGGUCAACAUGCAUUUAAAAUAAAUUUCCCAGCUGGUUUUAGACCAAACACAAGUUACCUUGAGCAAUUUGAGAAGUGGCAGAAAAUGGAGUUCCCAUCUCCUUAUCUAAACGCUAGGAGAUUUGAAAUUGCUGAUCCAAAAGCAAGGAAGAGAGUGGUGGGUGUGCUUCAUGAGCUUCUAAGUUUGACUGUGGAGAAGAGAUUGACAUCUGCUCAAUUGGAUGCAUUUCAUUCAGAGUACUUAUUACCAUCUAAGUUACUCCUUUGUUUGAUAAAACAUCAUGGUAUCUUUUACAUCACUAAUAAAGGUGCAAGGAGUACUGUGUUUCUUAAAGAAGCUUAUGAUGGGUCAAAUCUGAUUGAGAAAUGCCCCAUUUUGAUGCAUUAUGAUAAAUUUUUAACACUUUGUGGUAGAACUGGUGGGAUCAGCUCAUCAAAAGACAUGGCUUCUACACAGCAUGGUUACUAAAAAAAACUUAUCUUUUGGGUAGUUUUUUGACAUCAUCUUUCAAAAGGGUGAGAUUUUGAGACCAUCCCUUAGAACAUGAAAUGAAUUUGGUUCAAGAAGACAGAGAAGAAGCCCACUUUAAAAUUGUUGAGAACCAGAAAUAUUCCUUGGAUAGGAACACAGAGAAGAAAUGUUUUGAAGUGGCAAAAAAAGGAGGACAGCAAUGAUUUCAACUGUAUUUGACACUUCCAAUUACACAUGGGUCAAAACUAAUAGGGUCUUGGCCCAAUCAACUUUUAUGUAGGUCUCACUUGUUAUUUGAUUGUAAAGAACCAGUAAUUCCAUCCUCUGCACAAAGGUAAGAACUUCACUUGAAUAGCUACUCUUAUUUUUCUUUCAAAAAGUAAAAAUUCCUUUUCUGAUUUACAUAAACUUAAUAAGCUAAUUUUAUUAUAUGUUAAGAGAAGUGGGAUUUACACUAAUAUAAAUAUAAGUUAAGUAUUAGCAUGAGGACCCUUUUGAUUUGUUUUUCUCAAUUUUCAUGAUUUAAAGCUGAUCUUCCAAUAUGGUGCACUAAUGAAAUCUGAUAUAUUAUCCUUAAACUCAUGAUUUUGAGCAGUGAUAAAUUAGAUAAUAGAUAUGGUAUAGCUAUUGGACAGUGGACUAUAUUGGUAGGGUUUCAAAAGGGUUAAAAAGGAAUAGAAAAUUAGUUAGGAAUCACAAGUUGGGGAAAGAAAAAAAAAAGUUGACACCCACUUAUUAUAGUGCACAUUUAAGAGGCAUGAAGCAUCAUCAAAACUCAAAAAACAAACUCAGAUUUCAUUGGCUCACAUAAUUAUGGCAAAUUAGGUGUUUUUGGAUGACUUUUUCAUGAGGUGGGUUAUCUUAGUAGUAUCCUAUAAUAGACUUUAAUUACUUAUAAUAAUAUAUGAUUUAAACCAAAUCCCAGCUGUAUAUGAUUGAUAUUAGUCAUGUCACAUUGUAUAUAUAAUUACUUACUAUUCUAUUCUCCCUUUAUAUCCCAAAUCUAACUUUAAUUAUACAAACAUGAAUAAAGUGAAGAACAGAAGCAGAAAAUAAGUUUUGUGUUUCUUUCUUUAUUAUUCUCUUUUAACAUAUUUGUAUGCAGGCCUAGUUGUAACCCACUCAAGUGUCAACUCUUUACCAGGUGGACUUGGUUGGAUAUGAGACAAUACAUACAAUUCAACCAAAGGUACUAUAGAUAAAUAUUGUUAAUAAUUGUGAAAGUGAUAUCUAUAUUUAUCUUGUGUUUAUGUAUACUAUUUAUCAAUCAAUCAAUGAAUAAUAAUAAUAAAUAUAUUACAAUGUGAAAUGAAUU
Molecule: messenger RNA, 2494 nt
Organism: Cannabis sativa
Lineage: Eukaryota; Viridiplantae; Streptophyta; Magnoliopsida; Rosales; Cannabaceae
Product: protein WHAT'S THIS FACTOR 1 homolog, chloroplastic
Exons: 3
Coding region: 1-1176 (391 amino acids)
Molecular function (GO): RNA binding
Source: RefSeq, a predicted model, not a curated record